Messenger RNA from Ilyonectria robusta, 717 nucleotides. Its product is annotated as 3-oxoacyl-reductase. The transcript is spliced from 3 exons. Lineage: Eukaryota; Fungi; Ascomycota; Sordariomycetes; Hypocreales; Nectriaceae. The record is from RefSeq and is a predicted model, not a curated record. The coding region runs from base 1 to 717 and encodes 238 amino acids. Gene Ontology annotation, molecular function: oxidoreductase activity.
AUGUCAAAUCUUGCCAGCAAAGUGAUCACUAUCACCGGCGCAGCAUCUGGUAUUGGCCUCGCCACUGCGAAGCGCCUCGUAUCUCUAGGGGCACGAGUGUCCCUCGCAGAUAUAGAUGGAAAAAAUCUCGCCCUGGCAGCAAAAGACCUCAUCGACAUUCAUGGACCCGAUAAUAUUCACUCCAGUCGUCGAUCCAUCUCCAAGUUUGGGCAGUUCAACGGCGCAGCGAAUCUAGUUGGAGUCAACUCUAAGCAGACGUACAAGUCCCCAAUCACCGACAUCGAUGACGAAGAUUGGGAUUUUGUCAUGAACGUCAACUUGAAAGGUGUUCUAAACUGCCUCCGUGCACAGAUCCCAGCCAUGGAGGAUGGAGGCGCCGUCGUCAAUGCUGCAUCUAUAGCAAGCUUACUGGGCUUUGCUAACGCUGCGGCCUAUGUUUCCAGCAAGCAUGCUGUGAUAGGUCUCACGAGGACCGCAGCUAAGGAAGUCGGCCACAGAGGCAUACGUGUUAAUGCUAUAUGCCCUGGCGCUAUUAACACUCCGCUAUUGCAUGCGGUUACCGAUAACGUGGGUGUCGGCUUUCAGGCCCCUCGUGUUGCGCUAGGUCGGGAAGGAGAACCAGCAGAGAUAGCAGCAUUGGUAACUUUCCUUCUGAAUGACGAGAGUCGUUAUAUCACCGGGUCUUGUUAUGGUAUUGAUGGUGGCUGGGCAUGUUAG